Messenger RNA from Pygocentrus nattereri (red-bellied piranha), 3358 nucleotides. It is a transcript of the gene cfap99, whose product is annotated as cilia and flagella associated protein 99. The record is from RefSeq and is a predicted model, not a curated record. The transcript has 16 exons. NCBI's taxonomy places the organism in Eukaryota, Metazoa, Chordata, Actinopteri, Characiformes, Serrasalmidae. The coding region runs from base 136 to 2178 and encodes 680 amino acids.
UGGCAACAGGAAAACAUUGUACCUUGCACGACGGUCCUGGUGCAGAAAAUGGAAAAUGCUUCUGGCAGCAUUUCGCCAGUUAUAAGAGCAAUGUUUCAGACAUAGCCUGCAGAGUUUGCAAGAAAAGGUCUCAGGAUGAACUACAGGGAGCUUGUCAGAGAGGCCAUCACACUGCUGGACAAGUAUGAGCCAGACAAACAGAGUGUGGACAGUUUUAUAGAGGAUUCUGCCAAGACCCUUGGGAACCAUCCUUCUGCUGAUCAGACGUUUAUCAGUGAUACUGUUUAUGGAUGUGUUGAGCACAGAAAGCUUCUGGAUAUUGUGGUGAACGUCUUUUAUGAUCAGCAUGGGAAAUCUUUAUUCAAAGCUGAUCGGAACAAAUUUGUUGUGGUGUGUUACCUUUCCAUGUUCCAUCUUGAAGAUCUGGGCUUGGAGCAGUUCAGUAGAAUAAUCAAGUCUCUGGACACUUCAAAAAUGCACAAAUUCCUUAGUUUUUUCUUCAAUGUCACCAACCUUACUACCUGGAUCCAUGGGGAGUGGAGUCAGAUCUAUGAUGCUACCUACGUGGAGCACAAAUGGAUAGCUCCAUUACUGAGAUGGCAAGCUCAGAUCGAAGGUCUGCUAGAUUACCUAAGCAAGAAAAUGACCAAAGGCAGCUUGCCAAGGAAAUCCCCUAAGAAAUGUACACAAUCUCAGGAGUUUGAUCUGACGAAGCCCAAACCUCGUCCACUCCCUGCUCCUGAGCCUGUUCCACAGCAGGAGAAAACCAAGCCAGUCAGCAUCAACUCCUUAAAGGGGAAUUCCACCAAUUUUUCAAAAGUACCAUUGAGCACCCAUAGAGCUCCAAAAGAGCCACAAUUACUGGAGGACAUCAAACAGAAGAAUCAUCUGAAAGCACAGCAAGUCCUUUAUGAGGCGAAUAUUCAGCAGUUCCGAUGUGCAAACCAACAGAAGUCUGAGAAAACACAAAACACUGUGUCCCAGAUACAGCAAAACUUCAACUCUAAACUCAAAUUUGACAGUGUUUACUCAUCUGGGACUCCUGCCACCCAAAAGAUGAACAUUCUACCUGUCAGACUGAACACAACAGCUAUCCUGCGGGAGGGAGCACUGUAUAAUCGCCAGAUGGAAGAGGAGCUGAAUAGGCUUGAGCAUCUGAUGCAGGGGGCAAAUGAGCCCUCAGCAUUCCUGCAGUGGCAGAAAGAGAUGAGGGAGAAGGACCUGCAGGAAGAGUUAGCCCAGGUGGAGCGCAGGAGACUGGAGGGGAAGAUUAGCUACGAGGAGGCUCUGUUGGCACGGCAGCGCGUGCUAGAGCUCAACCAGCACAAAGCCCAGCUCAAAAAGGAAGAGACUGCAGAGCUGAUGCGCAAGUAUGCAGAGAAGCGUCUGAGGGAGGAGGAGGAGAUGAAAGAGCUGGUGCAACAGGUGGCUAGUGGGCACAAAAACUCUAAAGCUGCCAAAAUCAAACUGCAAGAGAUCAAACAGCGCAUUGUGAAGGAGGUUUCUGAGCAGAGCAGGGAGCUCCUUCGGCAGGCACUGGAGGAAGCCCAGGCUGAGCUGAGUCGCAGGUUCGAGCUCAUUCGUCAGAUUCGAGCUAUUGAGUCUGUGCCUCAUAAUAGACACAUGUUUCUGGAUGAUACACAGACAGGAGGUCAUGAACUGCUAUGUGAGAUGUCACUGGUGGAGCUACGGGAGCGCUUGGCCAGGCUGAGGGAGGAGGAGCAGCGGGAGCAGGAGGAGAAGAGGCACAAGAUCCAGGAGGAGAAACAGAGCAGAGAGCAGCUACUGCUGGAGCAGCUGGACACCAUUGCUAUGCGCAGGACUGCAGCACGACAUGCCACCACACAAAAGCAGGAGGAGAAGAAAAAAAGACGAAAGCUGCAGGAGGCAGUCAGUAUGGAUGAAAGAGUGAUGGCCCUGCAGAAGACCCUGGAGAUGAAGCAGCAGGAGAGACAGAACAAGAGGGAGAGUGAAAAAGGCAAAGUGAACAUCAGUAAACAGAUAGCUACUCAGAAAGUCAAGAGCUAUAACCAAGAAAAGCAGGCAUUGGAGGAGCAGCACUGGUUGCAGCUGGAACAGGCUUUAGAGAGGCAAGUCCGAAGAGAAGCAUCCAGCAGGAACACUUCAGGGCUGAACUAUGGAAAAGCUACAAAUGACCUUUUCCCAUCAUCUAUAUAAGGAAAUUUAACAAAGUGUCUAGAAAAUUUACCUUUGUACAUGCAUUUCUGUUUUGUGUUAAUGACAGUUUGAAAGCAAACAAGAAAGGCUAAUAACCAAUAUUUUCAUGUUACAUGGAAGUCUAUUAAAGCAGGUGGUUACAGUUGUUUAUUCUGGACCAAAGAGAAACAAAAUUACAUGAAUUGCAAAAAACAAAUACAUGUACAUGGAAGGAGUUACUACAGAACGAUUCUGCUUAAGAGAAAAAGAAGGUAUUGCACAAUAACCAUCACUAUGAAAUGAAAGGCUGUCAGUUGCAUGACUUACUAUGUGGUAUAUUCUGCAUCAUUCCCGUGGUUUUAGGCCAAGAGCAGUAAAAAGACUGCCAAUGUGCCAAUUCACUGACCACUGUAAGCAAUUUUUCCUCUCAUGAUGAUGCAAAAUUCCAGACCUAGAACCAUUAACUAAUAUUUAUCUUUGUUAAAGUUUAAUCAGUCUAAAGAAAGUGUAUUAUUUCCCCAUGCCUUUAAGAAUCUCCAAGCUGGAACUUAUAUUCUGCAGUAUAGUCUAGUAGACACUGAACAAUUAGCUUAGUACACAUUUAAGAAACAUCUACAGAAAAUAGUCAUAAGUCAAAUUUCAUGACACAUUUCUACAGAAAAUGCAUUUUAUAUAUCUAAAACCACCCUCAAGAAAAAAAAAAAGUCUUAAAUAUAAAAAUGUUUUGAAAUGCAGCUAGAGUUUUCUAGGCCAGUUACUUUUUUGCUAAUAAAAUAAUCCUAAAAAUAACAUGAUUCCAACUUUUGAGCCCAAAUUUCCAUGUUUCACCUAUACAAUAAUGGCAUUUCAUUCAAUUUGUGUAAACUACAGAUGGGUAUAUGCAUGUGCUUUCAAAAUAUAUGAGAACAGCACCAGCUGCCACCUAAUGUGCAUCUUACAACUCCAUGUGCCAAGUUCCUUAUCAAAAGUACGCAUAGUUUAGUGGUUCUUUAUAUUAUUAUUAUUUGUUAAACUUGUAAGUGUUUAUAUUUAUGAAUGCAUGUGUUCACAGUUUGUUAGGUUUGUAAGGUCAGUUAGACAUGUAUGAUUAGCUGCCAUAAGCUAGGCUUCAGUUCUGCCAUUCAACGUUGAAAUCUACAGUUGUGUACAAAUAGGUUAUGGUUGUGGAUUAACUACCAAAACUAACAAUCAACUGAUAGUA